This is a messenger RNA of Cuscuta campestris, 1316 nucleotides long. The record is from the annotation of a GenBank genome assembly. NCBI's taxonomy places the organism in Eukaryota, Viridiplantae, Streptophyta, Magnoliopsida, Solanales, Convolvulaceae.
GAGUUCAAAAGGAGAUUAUGCGAAGGAUCAGAGAUGAUGCAGAAAAUGUUGGAUGACUUCCAAAGAGAGAGACUAGAAGCCGAGGCUAAAGCUGAUAAAUUAGUCAAUGAUCUCUGCACAACUCCAGAGGAAAUAGAGCCCAUUACCUGCCCCCAAGAGACCAAUGGCCAAGAGUCCGAGCAGGAAUCUACAGGCGAGGAAAUACUUUGCAUAGAAAAGCCAACUCCGUGUAUAGAAACAUAUGUACGUAAUGCUUCAUCUGAAGACUCAGACCAAACCUUCUUUGACUCCCUACUUGACGGGUGUGACGAUGUCUGCCCGAAGGAUGGUUGGAACUUAAAGAGUUGGGAUGAACUCCUAAUGAGUGACGACGAGGACUCUUCCUUGGGGGAGGGUACGAUCAUAAUCAUCAAACCACAAAUGGAUAGUCAGCCAAUUGAAGAUAAGGAAGAAAUCAAUUUCGCAAUCAAGGCUAACGAUGUGGAUCUAUUGGGGAGACUUCCGCCCCCACCCACCUAUACAGAGUCUCCUCCAUAUACCCUGUUGCCACCAAGCCGCAGGGAUGAGUCAAGGAUCCUGGACCUUGACCGAGCAGAAGUUCCAACAGGGUGGCAUCAGAAGAGAGUCAAAAGGGCCAAACUUUAUGACUCUCGAAUCGGAAAGUCACGGAAAAAGUGGUUGGAUCCGGAGUUCGAUGUGAGGAAGUUCUGGCAAGCUCACGGAUAUGGACGAUAUCACAGUGGAGCAAGCAUAGCCAGGAAUUGGGUGCAUCCGUCUUGGAGGAUUUUACACCAUGCAUUGACUCACAGCUAUUUGGGCCGUUCUCGUGACUCCGAUGUAGUGUUUGAUUCUGAUAUGCUAUUUUUCUGGAGUCUGGAAGCGCGCGUACCAGUCAAUUUAGCAACUUUUGUGGCCCGAUUCCUAUUUCCUCAGUCGACUAGCAACCACCAGUUUGUCUUGUGUGGGCCAAUGGUUACGCUUCUGGCCCGAGGAUUAUGUAUGACAGUCCCUAAUGUUCUCCCAGAGGCUGCAAGCAUAUUCCGACCAUCGACAACGUAUUUAAUCCAGAUCGCUUAUAAUAAGGAGGACAAGGAGGCACGCCCCAGAAAGCAGCAUAGAAUUCCCAUGACCCUUCGCGAGCUUUCACAGGCUAUGUUUGCAUUCCAGGAUUCUGUGGACUCUCGCUUAAGGAGCAUGGAGACACUCCUCGUCACGCAACAAUGGCAGGUGGAGGAAAUACUUGAAUACACCCGGGAACAAGGAACAAAGAAGGCUGAGCAUGGGGCAGGUCCGAAACAAGGAAAACGUCAGGGAUA